AAGAAGAAUUUGUUAAAAAUCAUUUCAAGAUGAUGGACUCAAAAUAUUGGCUCUACGUUUGUACAUUUCUGCUAGUGUCUAGUUUUGUAAUUUCAACACCUGUUCCUGUUGAAGAUGAAAUUGUUGAGGAGGCAAACGAUACAAGAAUUAUAGGUGGUGAAAAAGCUCAAUCCGCACAAUUUCCAUUUAUCGUAAACCUACGAUUCACAUCGAAAAAUGCACGCGGCGAAGAAGUUACUUCGAAAUUUUGUGGGGGUGCAAUUAUCGCUGAUCAUUGGGUAUUAACAGCUGCUCAUUGUAUUGUGGGUGAUAAAAGUCAAGGUAAAAAUUUAUACAUUUUGGGUGGGGCUGUAGAUGCGCAACCAUUAAUGGAUCCACAUGGAAUGGAAUUUAAAGUAAAACAAACAUUUAUGCAUCCAAAAUACGUCCAUGGAGGUACACCUCCACAUGAUAUAGGAUUGUUGUAUAUCAAAAUUAAAUUACCCUCCAAUAAGUUUAUGCAAAAAAUUAAACUACCAAAUGCCGGUGAUAUGCCUACUGGUGAGGGAACAAUUGCUGGAUGGGGUGCAAUGGAUUCAGAUGUUGGUGCAUCGCAAUCACGUUACUUGAUGACCGUUUCUGGGCCUAUUACAUCUUUAGAAGAUUGUAAAAAAUUCUAUGUAACCACUCAAAUGGAAAAACAAGUUUGUUUUGGUGGUAAAGGUAAAACCGCUUGUGGAGGAGAUUCCGGUGGUCCUUUAAUUCAAAUAAUCGAUGGUGAACCAGUUUUGGUUGGAGUCAGCUCAUUUACUCAACGCCCAUGUGGACAAAAGCCUUCAGUUUAUACACGAGUUUCAGCAUAUUUGGAUGACUUUAUUUACCCAACAAUUAAAAGUGUGGAUCCAGAUGCAUUUAAUUGAUUUGUAUAAAAUUAAAACAAAAAUAAAAUAGUUUCUAACAUA
Molecule: messenger RNA, 941 nt
Organism: Chrysoperla carnea
Lineage: Eukaryota; Metazoa; Arthropoda; Insecta; Neuroptera; Chrysopidae
Product: lectizyme-like
Exons: 5
Coding region: 30-899 (289 amino acids)
Biological process (GO): proteolysis
Molecular function (GO): serine-type endopeptidase activity
Source: RefSeq, a predicted model, not a curated record